AUGGAACCAGGCAACGCCACGCACAUUUCAGAAUUCCUCCUGCAGGGGUUUCUCCUGGGGGCAGACCUGCAGCCCCUCCUCUUCGGUGUCUUCCUGUCCAUGUACCUGAUCACGGUCCUGGGGAACCUGCUCAUCAUCCUGGCCAUCCUCUGGGACCCCCGCCUCCACACGCCCAUGUACUUCUUCCUCUGCAACCUGUCCCUGGUGGACAUGUGCUCCAUCUCUGCCACCGUCCCCAAGACGCUGGCCAACAUCCAGACCCAGCGGCGAGCCAUCACGUUUGCCGGCUGCCUCACCCAGAUGUAUUUUGUCGUCUUUUUUUCUGGGCUGGACAAUUUUAUCCUGACCGUCAUGGCCUACGACCGCUUCGUGGCCAUCUGCCACCCUCUGCACUAUGCGGUCAUCAUGAACCCCCGGCUCUGUGGUCAGCUGGUUCUGGGCUCCUGGACCCUCAGCGCCCUGCACGCGUUGCUCCAGAUAUGCAUGGUCUUGCAACUGUCCUAUGGCGCCCACGUGGACAUCCCCCAUUUCUUCUGCGAACUGUACCAGGUGGUCCGGCUGGCCUGCUCCGACACCUUUUGGAACGUCUUGGUGAUGUACGUCGCUGUGGCCCUGCUGGGCGUGGGCCCCUUGGCCGGGAUUCUCUUCUCCUACGCUAAGAUCGUCUCCGCCCUCCGACGCAUGGCGUCAGCCCAGGGCAAGUCUAAAGCCUUUUCCACCUGUGCCUCUCACCUCUCCGUGGUCUCUCUGUUCUACAGCACCAUCCUGGGUGUCUACCUCAGCGCCGCCACCCCACACGGCUCGCAGUCGAGUUCCACGGCGUCCGUGAUGUACGCUGUGGUCACACCCAUGCUGAACCCCUUCAUCUACAGUCUGAGGAACAAGGACAUAAAGAGGGCCCUGAGCAGAUUCCUGGCGAUGAGCUCCGCGCUGAAAGAUAGCCGCUGA
This is a messenger RNA of Sorex araneus (European shrew), 948 nucleotides long. Its product is annotated as olfactory receptor 7A5-like. Bases 1 to 948 code for a protein of 315 amino acids. Lineage: Eukaryota; Metazoa; Chordata; Mammalia; Eulipotyphla; Soricidae. Gene Ontology annotation, biological process: G protein-coupled receptor signaling pathway. The transcript has a single exon. Gene Ontology annotation, molecular function: olfactory receptor activity; G protein-coupled receptor activity. Gene Ontology annotation, cellular component: membrane. The record is from RefSeq and is a predicted model, not a curated record.